Messenger RNA from Menidia menidia (Atlantic silverside), 1579 nucleotides. The record is from the annotation of a GenBank genome assembly. Lineage: Eukaryota; Metazoa; Chordata; Actinopteri; Atheriniformes; Atherinopsidae.
CAUAUCCAACGGUUUCAAUAAUGUAUAUGAAUCUGUAAUCCCUAAAGAAGUAUUCAGACUUGGAGCCUGUCUUAAAGACAUAAAUAGCUGGAUGAAUAAAUUAACACAUGUGCUCAGAACCUACUCAGCCCAGCCUACAACUCAAAAGUCCAAAUGAACCCACACAGCACCACAGCCAAUCAACAUCCACAAACCUGGUCCUGUGCUUGACAGGGGCCGAUACUGGCUUUACAGUAAUGUAAAGCCCCCCCCCCCGGCUGGAGCCUCCCCUCCGCGGCAGCAGGGGCCUCACUUCCUGCUUUGUGGAGGCGCUCCGCCGUCUCUCUUCUUCGGUGGUAUGGCGCAUAGGCGUUAAGUUCCGGGAUCACUGACUCUGUGCGCGACUUCAUGGUCUGAAGACGGAAGCCGUGAAUGGACAUUUCGUGUCGUCUGUAGCGUGUGUGAGCUCGGUGCCGCGAGAGCCCGCUAACACGGUGUGUGUGGCCGGUGAUGGUCGGAGCGGCUCCGCGCAGACAUGACAGACUACGGCGAGGAGCAGAGGAACGAGGUGGAGGCCCUGGAGGCCAUCUACCCGGACUCCUUCACAGUGCUGUCUGACGACCCCCCCAGCUUCAGCAUCACCGUGACGUCAGAUGCAGGGGAACACGGGGAAACUGUGGAGGCCACCUUAAAGUUCAGCUACGUGGACAGGUACCCCGAUGAGCCCCCCCUGUGGGAGGUCAGCUCCCAGGAGAAUCUGAAGGACAGCGACACGGAGGACAUCCUCACCCUACUGCAGCAGCAGGUGUUCCUGCUGGGCUGGACUCAUGGGCUCUCUGCGCAGGCCGAGGAGAACCUGGGGAUGGCCAUGAUCUUCACCCUGGUGACGGCUGUGCAGGAGAAACUGAAUGAAAUCGUGGAUUUGAUGAAAAAUCGUCGAGAAGAGGAAAAACGUCAAAAAGAGAGGGAGUUAGAGGAGGCAGAGAAGGUGGCCUUCCAGGGUACGGUGGUAACCAUAGAGAACUUCCUGGCAUGGAAAGCUCAGUUUGAGCUGGAGAUGGCUGAGGUGAGGAGGAAACGGCAGAAAGAGGAGGAGCAGGCUGGAAAGCCUAAACUUACCGGUAAACAGCUGUUUGAGAGAGACCACAACCUGGACACGUCAGACAUCCAGUUCCUGGAAGAUGCUGGAAACAAUGUGGAGGUGGACGAGUCACUGUUCCAGGACAUCGAGGACUUGGACUUGGACGAGGAUGACCCAGACUUUGACCCUCUAGAGAUGGGCAGUGAUGAGGACUGAGCCAGCAGGAUGACCCUGGACUGUAAAACCUGCUCUGCUCCUGAAUUUGGUCUUCUCACUACAUAGAUUUUAAAGACUUGCAGUAGAUCCAACACAGGGCUGGGAGUUCUCAUUUCAACACCUAAAACAUUAAAUUUUUCCAGAAAAUGCUCCGUCUUGUGUCUGGUUGAACUAUGAGUGGAAAGCCUCGUGUCCAGAAGAUGGCAGUAGGAUGUAAGAAAUAGGUGGGAAGGUAAACAGGUGUUGUCUCCCGUACUGAGCUCAGAAAACCACGUCUGACAGCAGAACCGCGGACGGAGCUGA